UUGACAAAAAGUGGCUCUGUUCUGAGGAAAAAAACAACCUUCUCAGUUCUCAUCACUCAUCAGCUUACAUGUAAUAUCCUAAAUUCACAGCAAAAACCCUAAUUCGUUGUACGAGAGCCGGAGCAGGAGCGGCAUUCUUCGGUCCUAGCGAAGAUGAAGUUUAACAUUGCAAAUCCCACUACUGGGUGCCAGAAAAAGCUCGAAAUCGACGACGAUGCCAAACUCCGAGCAUUUUGGGACAAGAGGAUCUCCCAAGAAGUUAAUGGAGAUGCGCUUGGUGAAGAGUUUAAGGGUUAUGUUUUUAAAAUAAUGGGUGGUUGUGACAAGCAAGGUUUUCCAAUGAAGCAAGGUGUUUUGACCACUGGUCGUGUUCGCCUUUUGCUCCACAGAGGUACUCCUUGUUUCCGUGGUUAUGGUAGGAGGAAUGGUGAGAGAAGGAGGAAAUCUGUCCGAGGUUGCAUUGUUAAUCCAGACCUCUCUGUUUUGAAUUUGGUGAUUGUGAAGAAGGGUGAGAAUGAUCUACCUGGUCUGACAGAUAUUGACAAGCCAAGAAUGCGAGGUCCGAAAAGGGCAUCUAAGAUCCGGAAACUCUUCAAUCUCUCCAAGGAUGAUGAUGUUCGGAAGUAUGUCAACACAUACCGCAGAACCUUCACCAAUAAGGCCGGUAAGAAAUGUAGUAAAGCCCCGAAAAUCCAGAGGCUGGUAACCCCCUUCACUCUCCAAAGGAAGCGAGGAAGGAUUGCUGAAAAGAAAAAGAGAAUUGCCAAAGCCAAGUCUGAAGCAGCCGAGUAUCAGAAGCUUCUGGCAUCACGUUUGAAAGAACAACGUGAACGGCGCAGUGAGAGCCUAGCCAAGAGAAGAUCCAAGCUCUCUGGUGCCUCCAAGCCCUCUAUUGGUGCUUGAUCUAGUUCUCUAAAAAUUUUGUCCGAGUUAGUUGAACAUUGAGCAUUCCUGGACAUGAUCAGUCCAUAGAUUAGGGAAAUAUUGGUUGUUACUAUCAUUGAGAGUUGGUUUGAUCAUUUACUUCAAUUUUGGGUUCGCUGGACAUCUUGUAACAUUUGAAUAUUUUUUAAGUUAGUAGACUCAUACCACACAGAACUGGGUUAGAUUUGUUACAAAAUUUCCCUGUUGAAUUAGUGUUCUUAGAAAUUUGAAAAUCAUGUGUCUAAA
Molecule: messenger RNA, 1170 nt
Organism: Benincasa hispida (wax gourd)
Lineage: Eukaryota; Viridiplantae; Streptophyta; Magnoliopsida; Cucurbitales; Cucurbitaceae
Product: small ribosomal subunit protein eS6-like
Biological process (GO): translation
Cellular component (GO): ribosome
Molecular function (GO): structural constituent of ribosome
Source: RefSeq, a predicted model, not a curated record